GCCGUCCAUUCCGCGUCGCGACGGGCGUCAGACAUUGGCCCUGCAGGGCCCACAACUACUAGUGCGGCUGGAACGCUAAGCGCACCUUAAAGCAGCACGCACUGGUGGACCACCGCUGUCGCCCCUCGCUCUAUUCCCUCACGCCAGCAGGGGUGGCUGCAGCGCACACAUCCAUGGAGCGAGCUGGACUGCAGGCAGUGGAGCGGCAGGAGGAAGGAGCAGGGAGGAGUGGGAGAGGGAGAGAGCGGAAGCGGCAAGCAAGGAGUGCUGCUGAUAGUGGCGCAACUGUAGCAGCUGUAGCAGCCCAAGACACAGGAGCACCAGUAGCAUUGAAUUUGCCAGCAGCGAGAAAAAGAAUGGCAAAAACUCCAGCAGCAGCAGCAGCAGCAGCAGGAGGAGGAGGAGGAGCAGGAGAAGCAAGCACUCCAUUCAGUAGGAGUGGGGCAGCAUCAGAAGCAGAAGCAGGGGAGGGAGAGGCAGUUCUGGGAGGCAAAGCGUCGGCACUCAUGGCAUCGCUACAUGCAGUGAAUGGCUGCUCCAGCGACCCCCCUACCUCCCUUGCAUUGGCGCACCUGACAUCCCCACCAACCUGCCUCUCCCUCUCGGAGACGGCUGACAUUCGCCUGCCCCUGCUGGCCCAGGGGCAGCGGUUCAGCGAUGCGUACCGAGUGGUGGUGCUGAUCGAGAGCAGAGAGAAGGGGUGAGAAAGGACGGGAUGUGACGGUUGACAGACGGGGCGAGGGAAGCCUGGUGGUCGACAGCAGCACUGUGAGGCGGACCGGGGGAUGGGGCCCAUAGACAGCUGGGAGAAGGUGUGAGAAGUGGGUGAGGAGGGUGAAAAGGAGGAUUGGGUGUAUAGAGAAGGGUUGAGCACUGAGAGGAGGUGUGAGGGCAUCAUGGUGG
Closterium sp. NIES-67 is the source of this 903-nucleotide messenger RNA. The record is from the annotation of a GenBank genome assembly. NCBI's taxonomy places the organism in Eukaryota, Viridiplantae, Streptophyta, Zygnematophyceae, Desmidiales, Closteriaceae.